Messenger RNA from Anolis carolinensis (green anole), 10866 nucleotides. It is a transcript of the gene gpr158, whose product is annotated as G protein-coupled receptor 158. Gene Ontology annotation, biological process: G protein-coupled receptor signaling pathway. The record is from RefSeq and is a predicted model, not a curated record. Lineage: Eukaryota; Metazoa; Chordata; Lepidosauria; Squamata; Anolidae. The transcript has 12 exons. Gene Ontology annotation, molecular function: G protein-coupled receptor activity. Gene Ontology annotation, cellular component: membrane. The coding region runs from base 1 to 3675 and encodes 1224 amino acids.
AUGGGUCGGCGCCCGCCCUUCUUCUUCCUCUUCUUCUUCUUACUCUCCUGCCUCCUCCUCCUCUGCCUGGCCCCACUGGCUCGGGGCGGCGCCGCCAAGGGUCCCGGCCGGGCCAAGGGGGCCAAUUCCGCUCCCUGGAGGCGAUCCGCGGCCAUGGAGGACGAGGCGGAGGACAAGGAGGCCUCCCGGGAGCUGCCCCCCGCCGUGGCCUUCUUCCUCCGCACCGGGGACUCCCGGGCGCUGAAGCGGGCCAACUGCUCGGGGCGCUUCGAGCUGGGCUCUUGGGCCGGGAAGCCCCGCUCGCUGGCCUCGCACCCGCCGCUCCAGGCCGCCCUGGACGCCCUCCUCCACGCCGCCAACUUCCUCAGCACCGUCCUCCAGAGCAACCAGAGCCGCGAGCUCAACUUGCCCGACGACCUGGAGUGGUACCGCGUCCUGGUCCGGAGCCUCCUGGAAGGCAACCCCGGCAUCUCCCGGGCGGCGCUGACGCUCAGCCCCGAGGCGCCGGCCCCCUCCGCCCCCGCCGCGCCCCCGCAGCAGGUCCUGCUCCAGGCCAUCCGCCAGGACAGCCGCGUCCUGCUCCAGGACCUCUCCGCCGCCGCCCACCGCCGCCUGGGCAACGCCUCCCGGGAGGCCGAGUGGUUCCACGCGUGGAGGCGCAAGGAGAGGAGGCCCCACCCGCCCCGCAAGGGCCCCGCGCCCGACGCAGCCCGCAGGAAAGGCGGCCCCGCCGGAGAGAAGGGCCACGUCCACUGGUCCCCGCCCUUCCUGGACUGCGAGGACGGCGCCUACAAGCCCGCCUGGCUCCUCAGCCUCUCCGCCGCCUUCUACGGCUUGCAGCCCAACCUCCUCCCGGAAUUCAGGGGUGUCGUAAAAGUGGACAUAAACCUGCAGAAAGUGGACAUUGACCAAUGUUCUAAUGAAGGCUGGUUUUCAGGAACUCACACAUGCCAUUUAAAUAGCACCGAGUGUAUGCCAAUUAAAGGCCUUGGAUUUGUACUUGGAGCCUACACAUGCAUUUGUAAGACUGGAUUCUAUAAUCCCCAAAUAUUUUCAAUGAACAGCUUUCACAGUUUGCAACAGUUGAAUGAAGCUGAAGACAAAGGAAGAAAAGAGGCAGAGAGAGAAACUGGGACACUAUUAAAGCAAUUUAUAAAGUUGGACAACAGAGAAUUGCUCAGGACUGCUAAAUUACAACUGUUGGAGGGGAAGGAUGCAGAGAGCCAAUUUUAUGGAGGCGAGAUGGCUGGGGAAGUCUAUGCCUGCUUGCCCUGCAGGGAAGGAUGUUCCUACUGUACAGAUGACACUCCCUGCUAUGCACAGGAGGACAAGUAUUUACGGCUCGCUAUCAUCUCAUUCCAAACUCUCUGUAUGCUGUUGGACUUCAUCAGCAUGCUGGUGGUCUACCGUUUUCGUAAAGCAAAGAGCAUCAGAGCAUCAGGACUCAUUCUCUUGGAGACUAUCCUGUUUGGGUCACUGCUUCUUUAUUUCCCGGUCAUCAUUUUAUACUUUGAACCAAGUGUAUUUCGCUGUAUUCUCCUAAGAUGGGUACGUCUUUUAGGAUUUACAACUGUAUAUGGGACUGUUACACUCAAGCUGCACAGGGUUUUGAAGGUGUUCCUUUCUCGAACAGUUCAACGAAUUCCAUACAUGACAAGUGGACGAGUGAUGAAGAUGCUGGCUGUGAUUUUUCUGGUAGUGGUUUGGUUCCUUACAGGCUGGACCUCGGCAGUCUGCCAAAACCUGGAGAGAAAUAUUUCACUCAUCGGCCAAGGGCAAACGUCAGAUCAUCUGAUCUUCAAUAUGUGCCUGGUGGACCGGUGGGAUUAUAUGAUGGCUAUCGCUGAAUUUUUAUUCCUCUUGUGGGGUGUUUAUCUCUGCUAUGCAGUGCGGACAGUACCCUCGGCGUUUCACGAGCCACGUUAUAUGGCUGUUGCAGUUCACAUUGAGCUCAUUAUAUCUGCUGUAUUCCACACAAUUAGGUUUAGUCUUGCCUCAAGACUUCAGUCUGAUUGGAUGCUGAUGCUGUUCUUUGCACACACACACUUGACUGUGACAGUCACCGUUGGGUUACUUCUGGUCCCGAAGUUUUCCCAUUCAAGCAAUAAUCCAAGAGAUGAUAUAGCUACUGAAGCAUAUGAAGAUGAGCUUGACAUGGGAAGGUCUGGAUCCUAUCUGAACAGCAGUAUCAAUUCAGCUUGGAGUGAGCAUAGUUUGGACCCAGAAGAUAUUAGGGAUGAACUGAAAAAGCUGUAUGCUCAGUUGGAGAUCUAUAAAAGGAAAAAGAUGAUCACCAACAAUCCACACCUCCAGAAAAAGAGGUGCUCCAAAAAGGGCUUGGGCCGUUCAAUUAUGCGAAGAAUUACUGAAAUCCCAGAGACAGUCACCAGGCAGUGCUCGAGGGAAGAAAAGGACCUUAUGGAGCACGGGGUUUCAAAGAAUCCUGCCACAACAAAGAAGAACCCACCAGAUUCAAGUGGGCACAUCAAGCCAAAGGAGGAAUCACUGAGAAACAGAGUCUUCUCAUUGAAAAAGUCUCACAGCACUUAUGACCACGUCCGAGACCCAACGGAAGAGUCAAAGACCUUAACUACAGAAAGUGUGGAAGUCAUAACAGCUACGGAGAACUCCCUGCUGGAUUCUCCUACAGGGAAAAAACUUACCAAAAAAGCAGAAGAAAAAAAUGAAGCUGUGUCCACUGAAAAUGUCCCUUUAGUGUGUAAAUCAGUGAGUGCCCACAAUUUAAGUGCAGAUAAGAAACCCCUCCACCCGAGAACGUCUGUGUUACAGAAAUCGCUUAGUGUUAUUGCUAGUGCCAAAGAGAAAACACUGGGGUUAGCAGGGAAAGUGCAGAAUGAAGAAAGCAGUAAAUCCCACAAGUCUCAACAAAAGGGCAAAGAGAUGAGCAAAAAGCAUUCGGGCUCAGAGAAAAAUGACUCUAAAGAUUCCCAUCGGAAAAACUCUGCCCACACAGAAGAAUCAAGGAAGCCUCAUAAAUCAGGGAUAAUGAAGCAACAGAGGUCCAACCAGACCUCUGGAAAUCCUGAUGCAGGAGCAGGUAAGUCACAGCAGAAGAACAGUGUUGAUAUAGGAGAGGUUUGCCCUUGGGAGAUCUAUGACCAAAGUCCAGGGGCUGGAACGUCUGAUUCUAAAAAGCAUGUCUCCAUUGUUUCCGCUGAAUCCGAGAAACUUCAGGUGAAGGGCAAAGCUUCUGAAGGUCCUCAGCUACCCAAUCAAAAGAGCACAGAGAGAUGUGAAGUUUGCCCUUGGGAAAGCCAAGAAUUGGUGGAAGAGCAGAAAAAACUGAGCCCCAAGUCUCAACAGGAAACUCCUCUGCUCAAAAGUGAAAAUCUUAAUAAACAUUAUGUCACAGAUGUUUACGGUGAAGAUCCCAAGGAACAGAUCCAAAAGACCACCGCACAAACUACAGAGAAAGGUUUUCUCAAUAAACUGAGUGAUCAGACCAAAAGUACAUCCUCUUCUCCAGCGGGGAAAACGCUUCCCUCUGAUUCAAGUAGGCCAACAACUAGUAACUCACAGAAACCUUUAACAUCUCGGGUAGACAUCUGCCCCUGGGAGUAUGAAGCACCAGAGUUACCAGUAGUGGAAACAAGUAUAGCUUUAUCCAAUGCAACCAGUUUAAGCUCAAAUAAAACAGCCACAAAUCAUAAAUAAGAGGACUUAGACUGUCAAAAGAGAAGUGACAGCAGAAAAGAAGGGAAAAGGUCAGAAGGAUCUGCAAGUUCCAAAGAAGCAUCACUUGACCAAGCGAUGAGCAUGCUGAACAUAUAGGAACUAGGCAAAGUCAGUUGUAUUUUGUUUGUCUGCUUAUCAUUGAGUGCCAACAGUGUUAUCAGUGCAAUCCAGGCCCAGUACAGCUCCUUCUCCUAGUCCCUAAAGAGUUUACAUUCCAGAUGAUGAAAAUAUGCCUUUAGACUUUUAUUUGACUAUUUUUGCAAAAUGUAUGGGCUUGGUAAGUAGAAUACUUGAAAGUACCUGAAAUUAAGUGUAAUUAUUACUAGAGGCCCUACGUUGGUUGCAAGUGGGCAUGAAUUCAGUAAAUAUAUAAAAAAAUCAAAUGGAGUUGUUCUAAAAAUCCUUGAAUCAGAUGCAUAAUACCAGUGAGACUUUGAGCAAAUAGAUGCCUAGGAUAGCUUAGGUACCAAUGAGCAACUUUCAGAAACAAAAGUGAUGACUUUUCAGUUUUCUUCAUCUCUAUCCUUGAUGGCACUGCUGACGUAAUUGCACCCCCCCCCCAGUUAUAUUUUUAUAUGAUUGCUCUCGUUUUUCUUAUAAAUGUGCAUACUGUUUUGUCUCAUAUUAAAGCAUUCCAGUUUCUAUAAUGUUUGCAAAUAACUUUGAUAUAAUUACGUGGUUCCACAAAUUUAUGCAAUCUGCAAAAUAUAUAUAUCUAAUGUUGCAAUCCUUUUUUAAAAGCAGCUCUAGUCUUUUGUUUAUUUCUAGGGUGUAUUGCAAGCUCAAACAGGCUCAUGAAGCCAUUAAAGAAAACAUUGUUUGUUUUCACCCUGUUGUGAUUUCUGCUGUGGGUUUGUUGUUUUACUCUGUUAGGUUCAAUUAUUAUUUAAUACUGUAUGAUUCAGGGUUUUUAUACGAGGUAUGUUUCUUGCUUGCACUUGUCCAUUUAUGAUGGUUACUCGCAGAAGCUGUCCCCAUAGGGAGGUGCACUCCUGAUAAUCAUGAUAGUAUUUCUAUAGAAAGCAGGCACUGUUCAAAAAUAAGCCUGAGAACAACAUAAUCGUUGUUUCUCAGAAAACAUGUUUAGCAUUCCAGAGGUACUGCUUUAAUAAUUCCUCAUCAUGAUGUUGCUCAGUUUUACACUGAGUGCACUAGAAAGGAAGAAAAAUGUUGAGUGGUAGAAAAUAUAUUCUCGUGAGUGUGUGUAGCUUUUUUAUUUUGGUAAUGCUGUCAGAAUUCAUUUUAGGAAGAGGAAUGAACUUGAGAGGCCUUGUUUAUCACGUUGUUAAGCUUCAUAGCUCAGAAAGUGAGGCGACCUCCCUGACUUUAGCUAAACCUAUUAAGAAAGUGAAUGAUAGGAAAAUGAAGGCAGGGAAUUUCCGUUUUGAUGCAUCACUUGCUGAGAAAUUGUACAGCCAGAUCCUAUGCAUGUUUACUCAGAAACUAGCCCUGCUGAGUUCAGUGGAGCUUCCUUCUAAGUAAAUUUGUAGAUUAAGGAUUGCAGCCUUAAUCUGCUGAAUGUUUUUGUAAUCCUUAUUAUUAAUCAUUUUAUAGCACCUUUAAUGUUGAUAAAUACCUUAUAGUCUACCUUACCGCCAUACCCCAUCCCUUUGCUGAUCAUGGUUGCCAGUGUUUGACCUAGAUAUUGUCAUUCUUGCUUUAACACCAGGUCUGUCAGGCAACAUUCUGGAAACAUGCCCGUAGUUUCAAUGCUAUAGUUGCCCAGCUAUUCAUUUUGCUAUAUUGUUACUAGCAGGGCUCCAGCUUUGCCUUAUAAUGGGUGGGUGGGUGGUGGUUGAAUGGUGAAGGAUCCUGUCAUUGUCAGUUUCACUACAUACUACAGGUAGGAAGUUCCUUGAGCAGUAUGAAGGAAGUUCUGGGACAGUACAACCAGGUUUGCUUUAUUUUAGAUGAGAAAAUAAGGUGUUCCAGCUGUAUUUGCAGGGAAUAUGUGAAUGCAAAGACUUACCCUCUUCAAGACAGAGGAUUUCCCAAAGAUCAAAGCUGCACUAUAUGUGCCACCUAAUUUAUUUGCAGACCCUUAGAUACAACCUUACAUCUCUCCAUGCACCACUGGAGCAGGAAGGGCAUCACUUUCUUCAUGUGAACCCAUAGAUGGAUUCCUUCUGGAAACACUUUCUAUAAACCUACACUUUCUAUAAACCACAUGCCAACCAGAAGUUUAUUUAUUACCGUUUUCAGAAUGCUGCAGUCAGCAUAGCUACUGAUAAUGUUGGCAGAGGUGAAGUCCAUUCAAAUAAUUUUCUAAACUAGCCAUCAGUCCCUACACCAUAAAAGCUAGCCAUCAGAUCAGCUGAAGAAGGUCCAAUUCAGUUGACAAUCAGAAUGCAAGGAAGAUGAUUCCACUCCUCUCCUACCAGCCAGCAUAGAUGUGACAACCAAAAGCAGUCCUUGUCACAGCCUUGCUUACUGAUGGGAAGGGGGUGAUCUCCUUGUACCUUUAGUAACCGGAAGUUAAAUAGAUCUCCAAAUGGCUGUUAAGACUGGUUGAGAGUAGGAUCAGACCAAGAGACAUUACUUAGUUAUGUAUCUAUGCACUGGGCAACUCAACUGUUUGUCAUUUAAUCCUCACUGAGUUAGGUGACUGUUUAGUAGGCCACAGAAUAAUCUAAUGCAGGGGUUCCUAACCUUUGGUCCUCUGGUUGUUUUGGACUUCAACUCCCAGAACUCCCAGCCAUUUUACCAGCUGUUAGGAAUUGUGGGAGCUGAAGCCUAAAACACCUAGAAGACCAAAGAUUGGGAACCACUGAUCUAAUGCAAAUGAUGCAGUUCUGAUGUUGAAACUAAAUAGGUAUAGCUGUGGAAGUCACCCGAAUUGGAAAUAUCCUGAAAAUAAUUUGGAGGCUGAUUUAAGGGUUUUUUGUAGAAAAUGUGUUCUGAUCUGAAUAAGUGUAUGUUGAUGGUUUCCCCAUAGAGAAUCUGUUCCAAGUUUAGUCAAAACAUUAGAGAAGCUGUCUUAAAUGUUAAAACUUAGUUCACAAAUUGACGGCAGCUUGGGUCCCCCCCCUCAAUGCAUUUUACCUCCCUUGAAUGAUUGAUAAAGGCUGUGUGGCCAUAGUUUACCCAAAAAUUGUGAAUACCUAUCCAAGCGUUGCCCCAAAAUGUGAUUGCCAGUCCAUCAAAAUAUAUUGCCCACAAUGAAUUAUGUGUCAGUUUGUCAAAACAGCCUUCCAGGAUAUCAGCUCCCAUUAUCCCUGAACAGUACCAUGUUGGAGAUGAUCAGCUCUGGAAUCCAACAGAAUCUUGACAGCAAAAGGUUUCCCAUUGUUGUCACCAAAAAAUCUAUUUGUUUACAUAAAAGAACAUGCCCUCAGUUCAGUUCUGUCUACUGCAAUGAAUGGAAGAAACAGUAUUCUCAGCUUCAGCAUUUAAAAUAGAUUAACUACAGAACUCAGCAUUAUAUGCUGCUAGCCAUUACAUUAAUCAGCACCUUUGUCCCAUAGUGCAGGCAAGGCAGUUUCAUGGAGUGGAGGUAGUGCAAGGAAAAAAUAGAGAGGUGGUGAGGGUUAUGUAGGUCUACUGCACAGUGUAGGCAUCAAUGCCUUUGAGACUCAUGUACAUGAGGAAAAGAUCCAUCUUGGAAAUCUUUGAUCAUGGCUUCUAAUCCAGAGCAUGCAACACAAAAAAGUGUUCAUGGUUAAGAACAGAAUAUGAGAAGGUUACUGUCGUAGAUCACAACUCCCAGUGCCCCCCAGUCAUCAUGACCACUGGGAAUUGCAUCCUUCAAAAAUAAGUUUUCCAUUAUUCUUCAGAAGAGCAAUUGGAAAUAGACAUGAACCUCAUUUGCAGGGUGUAUAUGUAGAUAUUCAUACAAAGCUAAAUGGCAGCAUGUCUUCUUUGUCACUACCCUCUCACUGAAAUAGUGCUUGCUUGUUUGGUUUAUUAGUAGUCACCAGGGCUGUUGUACACUAACAGUUGGAUCCAGACUUCUGUGCUGAUUUGCUGAAAUCAUUUGGGACACACAUCAGUCAUGAGGCUAUUCCAAGCAUGGCCAAAUCUUGGUGACUUACACUUGUGUAAAUCAGGAGUUAUAUAAACAUAAGUCCUUUCACCAACAUUGUAUAACAAGCUAUCAUUGUGUGAUCACUUCCCCCAAGCUGUGAAACAGCUGUCAGACAGUGUCCAGGUACAGCUCUGUACCUUUAUCCUCAAUGGCUAUUGACUGGCCCAAAUGGUCUUCUGAGAGAGCUCCUUGGGAUUAUAACCCAGUUGACAGCAUUCAUCGUUGUGUGUCUCUCAGAUCUCCUGCCUAACCAUUUCAUCCCAUGGGUUUCAGACUACAUUUCCAUGUGCUUGGAAAACAGAGCCCCUCAAGAGUCCCCUGGAGUCCAUCAGACAGUGUAAUGACACUUCCUGUGAGACUGCGUGGUGCUCUUCCCAAGAGCCCAAAGACCUCUGUCAGGAAUCAGCUGUCAAUCGACUCCUGAUAGAGAAAGAUGGGGUAAAGCGGAGUAAAGACGGGGGAAGACAGUGAAAGGACAUGGGAUAGAUGGCCAUCCAGAAGAUGGCAGAGACAGAAUGGAACAGGGUAAGACAUUUCCCCCAAUUGCCCCCAAUUUCCUCCUAACCUUCUGAUGAAGUCCUUCAUUUGCGGGUUGAAUCUUCAUGCUUCGCCAACACUAAAUAGCAUCUCAGCCCAAGUCUGGAUCCAACCCAGGGAAGCCCAUGGAGUUGCAGAUCCACUCUGAACUUUGUUGUAGUGGAGCUCUGUUCAGAAAGGACUUUAACAUUGCUACAUCCACAAGCCAUUCUCACAGCCCUUUGUAACUACAUCAGCAUUUGGGCCAACUAGGCCAUAUUAGCAUGCUAAUGCACAUCCAAUUCACCACAUUCUGCAUCCACAUAUACAGGUUAGUUGAUAUCAAAGCAUGGAAAAGUUACUUUAAAACCCACUAGUAUUAGCCAGGCUGUUUGGGACACUCUGUAGGGUGUUGUUCAGAGAAAAACAUUUUCAAGCUCUACCUUGUUUACAGUGAGUAAUAUCUAUUGUCAACCUAUUAUUCCCCUCCCCCUUUCCCCUCUGCAUAUAUUUUCCUAUUUGAUGGGUUAAAUAUAUGGAAUAACACACCAUUGAAUGCCUAUGGCUAUUGAAGGACCAGAGCAUAUUUGAUCAAGCAGGAGAUAUUGAGGUAUGACUGAAGAUUGUGGCCGGUGAAGGUACAGUGGAACUUGCCUUUAAAAGUGUGUAUAUUUUAUCUUACCAGAAGCCUUUUAAAACAAAAGAGAGUAAAUUGUAUUUUUCUUAAUCAGAGUACGUGGGUAUAUAUAUAUAUAUAUAUUGAUAUAUUAAAAAUAAUUAUAAUAUAAUAUAUAACAAAUAUUUAAGAAAUUAGUAAAAAUAAAGAUAUUACAAAUACAAAACAUCAACUUCCCUAAGAAAGCAUAAGAGUAAAUAACAGAUUGGGAAAACUGAAACAUAACCUUUGUAUUAUAAUGGUGAGGAAGAAAAAGAAAUAGGUUAGUAUUUCUCCCUUCCUCUGUACCAGGUAUAAAACCAUUUGCUUUUAAUUUUACAAAAUUGCAUCUUCAGUAGAGAGCUUAAGUGAUUUGGAGACCAGUAAACUAAAUCUGCAGAAAUGCAAGUAAAGUAGUAAUUUCCUAAUUUUUCUCUAAAGCUUAGGAAAAUUAAAUUUUACAUUACAACUUGCAGAAUCCUCUAACCUGGGAUUUGUGGGUCUGUAAUAAUACUAAUAAAAAAAACCUUUCCAAGCUUUGCUGUUUCCAGAGUUACACAGAUAUUGUCAAAUUGGUGGGACUAGUACAAUAUUGUGCUCAUUGUGUCAAGCCAUGUUGAGAAUUACAAACAUCUUCCUACAUUACCAUUUCCUAACAUAAACCUUAGACUACGUCUCCAGACAUUUGCAUGGAGUUGAAUUGCAGCCCAACACACUUGGAAGGCAUCAAACAAUCAUUCAGGGUUAGUAUAAAAUAUUCUUAGUGGGAGCAGCUUUUGCAGAAAGGCAAAGUUCAACAGUAUUGAUCUAAUAUUGGAGCUGAAGAUAGGGAACUAGUCUGAAACUAAGAUUGUGUAUUACAAUGGAAAUUUUAUUUUGUGACCCUAGAAAUUCUGGCAUAUUAGUAUUUAAAGCCCACAAAAUGAAAUUUCAUUGGUAGCCGAGAAAGUGUCUCAGUCCAGUUUAACAUAUAGACAUGACCAUUCAUGAUGUCUGGUUAUCAGGCCUAUUUCUUUUCUGAGACCUUGAAUGCUUUUGCAUCACAUGAAAUGUUUAUGAAUGUUCCAUAUUCUCACUCGAGUUGUGUACUGCUGUAAGCUUCAUAGAAACAGAAAUAUCUUUGUCAAAUGAGCUACUUAUUUUUUAUGGUCAUACAGUUACUAACAUUUGUGAUGCGGCUGUUAAUACUAAAAAAAAUCUUCAGCACCUUAGAAAACAAAGGACAACCAAAUACCACUGGACUUUCUGAUAUUGUACAUCAUUAUGAAUCUGGUAGAAGCAUUGCUGUAUCCCAUCAAACCCAAGGUAUCCUAACCGAUGUCCUAUGUUCCAUAGAUUCUACUCCACCAGCAUCUAUUAGCUAGAUUAUCCCUUUUUCCAGAGCUCCACCAAUGUUCUUCUGCCAAGAGAAAUGCAAUUCUAGGUUCACAAUGUUUUCUAGGAGAUCUGUGUAGAAGACAAGGAAUAUUUUGCUGUGCUCACAACCAUUUGCUAGAUUGUCUUUUUUCAUAAUGCAUGUGCAGGCUGCAUCUCUCCUUUGUUUCAAAGACAUGGUUUAUAAAGACAUAGAUUUAUACCAAUAUUCUUAGACCUGUAUAUUUUAUGCAAGACGUACCUGCUUUAAAAUAUAUAAAAAAGUGUUUUACCCAUUGUCAGCUUUGGUGGCAUUAUGGAUCUUUACAAAAAGUUAACAGCCAUUGGUUUUAUGUUUGCUGCGCUCCUCUGUUUUGCAUGCAUACAAUGACAGGUAGGCCUGAGAAAACACUGCCUUUUGACUCUGAACUUUUUAGCUACUCAAAGUUGUAGAAUAAAUGAAGCUGUGCGUCUGUUCACUCUAGUCUGUGGUUCUUCUAAAAAUAUUAUCUGGCAACCAACAGCAUUCAACACAAACUAUUUGAUAGAUUUAUGUUGUAAUGUAUCACAGCAUGUAAAUAAUAUAACUACUCUGCAAUAAAACACAUUUAUAUUUAAAAAA